GCCUUUUUACGCUCGCAAAUCAGCGCCGCCUGCCAAAAGCAAGCAACAAUAGAAACGUAGAUUGGGUGCUUCGCUCCUUGGCUGCUCAUGCCUUCUUUUGUUUUAUCGUGCUCCCACCAUCGACGCCAUCGCGACCAGGGCAACCACUGGCGCUGCUUCUGCCUGGCUCUGUUGCCGUUGUUUCGCUGUUUCUGCUUGUUGCUUGUUGCUCGUUGCUAGUAGAGUAGUCAGUCAGUCUGUGAUUGUGCUCUGCAUUAGCCAGCAGGCAGGCAGCAGUAGCAGCAGCAUCAGCAGUAGUAGUAGUCACUGGCCGUGUUUUGCGGCGAUCGCCAAAUCUCUCCCAACGUCUGUCGUCUUCUGUGUGCGCAUUUUGAUUUGUAUUGUGGAAAAUCCGUAUACGUGAACGUGAAUGUGAACGCCAUCGCCUCCUCCGUCGCUUUUAUAUUUUUAAACGUCUUCGUUUAGCUCUAGUAUUCGUACAUAGUAUAUUUAUUUAUUUGUUAUCGCAUUGGUUUUUAGUUGAGAGACUAGCCAACAAUUUCACAUUUUCAAAUCGUGCGCGCUUUGAACGAUAAGCUAAACAAAUCAAAAGAAAAUCCAGCGAAUCGAUCGACCGUAAACUAUAACUUUUGUGCAAGAUCGGAAGCUUUAAUGGAACGUGCCCUGUCCCAUGUGCGUGUGGAUUUCCCAUUGGUAUCGUCCGGAGACCGCAAACAGUCGGCCACACAACUGCUAAGCCCGUAGAAAGUAGUGGAAGGUGGAUGAAAAAUGAUACGCGACGUUUCAACCUCGACCAUUGGCCGAGAUGAGGCCAGACGACCUCUUAUGGAGGCAUACAUGUUUCAGCGUCGUGUCCUCCUCGGCUGUAGCUUGUUGAUGGUUCUCUCGCUCAUCAUUUGGAUUGUGGCCAUUUCAACGGAUCACUGGAUUAUCAUAUCUGGCGGCACAGGCAUCUUCAUACCGGAAUCGAGACGCUUCUUUAUGUCUUCACACUCAGGACUGUGGCGCCAUUGUCGCAACUCGAUCGUUCCGAAUGCCUUGAGCAAUGCCCAGGUGGUGCGCAAUUUUAGCUCCAUGUCGUAUACCUCGCAAACAUUAAUCAAUGAUGCCAAGCGUAAUCUCUCACACAUGGAGUUCAUUCGAAAUUUCGCUGCAGAAAAGCUAGAUGCAUCGGAGAAUUUUACUGAGGCUGCAAGACGUCACAUGUUUGCCCAUUGGGCACGUGGCGAAGAAGAGGAGUUCCAAACUUAUCGUACAGCCUUCCAUAAGCUUGUCAUAUCCGCUGAGCUGGGUCAGCACGAGUUAAAUGCGACCUUAGCCAAACCCAUUGAAAUCAAUCCGCUCGACGUUAAGGGCAUCAUUGAACGGAAAACAUUUGGAACAGCGUUGCAGAAGGUCAAGUAUAACAACACCUGGUCAUACUAUGUAAUACCAGAGGUGGCACAGCUGUCCAUAUUUAGUAACUGGACGGAUUAUCCGCUGGUGGUGCGCCUAUUGGGCACCUACAUUCGAGACAUUGGCAUUCCCGCCUAUGUGCUCAACGAUGAGCGUGUCAUAUUGAUACUGGUGCCCCCGAAGCCGCCCAAGGGAGGCGGGCAGACUAACUUCUACAGCUAUAUACCCUACCCGCGUUGCAAGUACAUCGACAUGUUCCCCAACUCCAACACGCUGCGCAGUGAACCAGGUUUCGAUGACGAGUUAAUGGUGAUGUGGUACCCCAUUGCAGAUUACAUACGGACGCAGGCAUCUUUUGCCUGCAUCACGCUAUUCGUCAUGAGCCUGGGAGCAGUGUUCUCCUUUUAUACGUUUAUGAAUCCACGCUACAUGUUCAAGCGUCUGGCUGGUGGCAUUCAUUUGGUAGCUGCAUCCACAGCUCUGGUAGUAUUGCAAGUGUUGUUCUCCUCUAUCGACUACACCAGUACACAUUUGUUCUAUGCAUAUCCGGAUGGUGCGGAAUUGACUUGGGGCUACGGCGUUUUUCUGGCGUGGUUUACAUUUGGGGUUAAUAUUCUGUGCGGUUUAAUGUUCCUGUGGUAUUCGGGUAAGAAGAAGGGUGCUAAAGCACCCAAUGAUGAACUUGCUAUGGCGGAUGAACCCACCAUAAUGGGCAGAUAAGAUCGGUCAUCUUCUUCACCUGGCCAUCAAAGACCAUUGAAAUCGACACUACUGUUGUAGUUUCACUUUUGUUACUUGUUAUCUUCUUAAUAAUACAUACAUAUAAUUCGAGACUUUAGUUAUUAAUAAUGUAAAAAAUUCACAGCCCAAUAAAUAAAUCUCUCGUUUAACUGUAA
Drosophila albomicans is the source of this 2291-nucleotide messenger RNA. RefSeq lists its product as uncharacterized. The coding region runs from base 769 to 2115 and encodes 448 amino acids. NCBI's taxonomy places the organism in Eukaryota, Metazoa, Arthropoda, Insecta, Diptera, Drosophilidae. The transcript has 6 exons. Gene Ontology annotation, cellular component: plasma membrane. The record is from RefSeq and is a predicted model, not a curated record.